AACGCGGGCAGAUGUCACAACAGUGGAAUCUUCAUUCUGCCGGGGUCCUAACUGCCUUCAUUCUCCAAAGCCAGCUGUGGGGGGAAAAAGGUCCCACUUCUCUCUUCCCCCACACGGAAGGCGGUGCGGGAGGAACGAAGCACUAGACCCGGGCCGCAGACCCAGGAACGCUCAAUGGAGCCCGAAAGUGAGCACAUGAGCAUUUUUAAAAACUGUUGGGGGGCUUUGGUGACCAACAAAAGAGAAAUGUGAAACAGCUUUGAAAAAUGAAAAACAAUACUGUUAAAGAAAGCGAUGAAUCUUCUAGUGUUUUCCUUUAACAGUCUUCAUGACCAUUUACAAACUGUACUAUCAUCUCCAAACAACACCAAAACAAUCACUCAAGGAGGAUUUGAAUCUGUUUGCAAAUUCCACCGGACAGAAGCUCUAAAUAAUGAAAGUGAACCACUUCAGAACGACAGUGAACAAUUAUCCUCUACCAGGCCACCAGCACCACAAAGCCAGUUUGGUUCUGUCAACCUUGGCAGUGUAAAAAAGGAAAAAAAUGCAGAGCAAAAUGACACAUUGACAUUUUUUAUCCACAAAGAUGUAUAUACUGAAGAGACUCUGAUAAACUCUCCCAAAAGUUCACUUCUGAAGGUCUACGAUGAAUUUGCUGUGCCUCUCCCAAUAACAGAGGAGUCGUUGUUUGACAGCAUCAUUAAGGACACCUCCAUAAACCUCAAGAAGACCUCGAGCUUCUUGUAUGAGAAGAACGUGUGCACAGAGCUUGGGGAAUCACUUCUUAAAGAGGGUUUUGACCAGACUGCUACUCACAAAGCCAAGAUUGACUCUGAGCGGUAUAGUGAACACACAAAGAGCUCAGGAGAUACCAGCACCCUACAUCUGCCAUGCCCUCUGGACAAAAACAAAGACUUUGUUCAAGAUCUGAUGCAGUCAAAUAGAUGUGACCAAAAAAACAGAAUGAGUAACAUUUUUCAUCAUCAGUUAGAUGGGGAAAAUCAUAGCUAUCGCCUUCAAGUUAGAAGUGUGAGCAGCUUUUCAUUUUCACCAAAUACUUUUGUUAAUCCAAGGGAAUCCCAAAAUUCUAAGGAGGCUCCUGAGAAGUCAAACAUUUGUCCAAAGGAAGUAAGGGCAGAGUCUCCAAACCACCAUGAGAAUUUCCUAACUUAUUUUACUGACACCAGUACUUGGAGUGAAGCAUCUAUAGAGGACCCCAGUCCCCAAGAUACAAAGCAUGGUUUUGAAAGUUUGCAACCCCUGGAGGAAGAGCAUAUAGACUUGAAUGAUGUCAUAAAUACAUUAAAACAGGAUAACCACAAGCAGCAAAGUAAAAUAACAGAAUUGGAGUGCAGUAACUUCUAUUUAGAGAAUAAUGUCAAAGAGCUACAAAUGAAAAUUUCCAAACAACAGGUGUUUGUUGACAUCAUAAAUAAACUGAAGGAAAAUGUUGAAGAGCUUAUUGAAGACAAAUACAGGGUUAUCCUAGAAAAAAAUGAUAUUGAAAAUUCCUUGAGGAAUUUGCAGAAGGUUUCAACUGAAAUACAAAAACAGCUUGAGGAAUCUAUGAUUGAAAAGAACACUUUAAUAUUAGAGCUUAAAAAGAUGAAAACAGAUUAUGUUCUUCUUCAGGAGAAACAUAAGAAUGAAUUAGAGCUAAAGAAUAAAUCCAUAAAUUACUGUUUAGAAAUGGACAAAACCUUAAAUAAGAAAGAGGAAGAAAUAGGGAGGUUACAAAGUCUCAGAGGCGAACUGGAGAAAGCAACUUCGACUCUGGAGUUACUCCAAGUAGAAUUCCAGAGACAUGAGGAGGUCAAGAUACAGGAAAGGCAGGAAUUGAAAUCCAGUUUUGGUAAAUUGGUUACUCAAGUUAAAAUUUUGCAGUCAAGGUCUGAAAAUGAAAAGGCUAAGAAUGCCAAGUUACAGCAGCAGAUCAAUGAGGUAAAAAAUGAGAAUGCAAAACUUCAGCAACAAAUUGUAAGGAGUGAAGAACAAAAUUAUAACUGGAAACUUGAGACAGCUCAGUGGAAGCAACAGCUAGAGGAAAUAAUGGAGUCAGACAUUGCAAAGAAAGAAGUAUUCAAGAAAAAAGAAAGAGAUUUAGAGUGGAAGAUACACAUGUUAGGGAGGUUUCUUCAGGACAUGAAGACAAUGCAUUCAAAUUUGUUUCUGGACUGCCCACCUUCUGAAGAAGAGAGUUUGAAUUCACCAUAUAUGAAAAAAACUGCUCAGUUUGUAUCAAAGAUGCACAAUUUAAUGGCUUUGAUGGUAGGACUGCUUACCUGUGAGGAUACUGAUAGUCCUGAUAAUGAACAUUUGCAGGACAAUAAGAAUGUUUAUGAAAAAAUGAAGUGUUUCAACUUUAAGAAAAUAAGUUUGGAAAAAGAGCUACUGAAACAUAAGGAAAGAAUCUCAACCUUUAGGGAGUUAAUUGCUAAUGAAAAAGCUUCUCAAAAGAAAGUUUCUGAGGACAGAGACACUGAUUCAGAAGAACUCGAAAAUUAUACAAAUGUGCCAGACUUAUUAGGCACCAAACUAGAUCAAUACCAUAAUCUAAAUGAAGAGCUUAAUUCCCUGGUAACAUCCUAUGAGGAGAUCAUAGAAUGUGCUGACCAAAGACUUGAGAUGUCUCACUCCCAGAUUGCACAUUUAGAAAAGAGGAACAGACAGUUGGAAGAUUUAAUUAAGAAGCCUAAAGGGCAAACCUCAAAUUUAAGAGCAAAAGGUUUAGAAAAACAGCCAAAGUCCAUGACUGCAGUACACAAUAUCUUAGAAGCAAAAAGAAAAGACUUAAAGUCACCAAAACUGAAGACUAGAUAUUGCCAGUCAUACAGCCAUCCUGUGAACAGACUGGUUCCAUAGUGAAGUGCCCA
This is a messenger RNA of Dromiciops gliroides (monito del monte), 2873 nucleotides long. It is a transcript of the gene CAGE1, whose product is annotated as cancer antigen 1. NCBI's taxonomy places the organism in Eukaryota, Metazoa, Chordata, Mammalia, Microbiotheria, Microbiotheriidae. Bases 295 to 2862 code for a protein of 855 amino acids. The record is from RefSeq and is a predicted model, not a curated record. The transcript is spliced from 13 exons.